GCAGCGCGAGCUGGGCGGCCCCCGCCACAUCCUCCUCCUCCUCCUCCUCCUCCUCCGGGUCCGAGCCAGCGGAGCAGAGCCAGGGCCGAGCCGAGGGCUCCGAGGGCGCGGGCGGAGCAGGGCACGGAGCCAUGGCGCACCAGACGGGCAUCCACGCCACUGAGCAGCUGAGGGAAUUCUUCGCCAAGGCGCGGGCCGGCUCCGUCCGGCUCAUCAAAGUCGUCAUUGAGGAUGCUCACGCCUGGGUGGCGUCGCGGGAGCCGGUGGGCAGCUGGGAGCAGGACUACGACCGGGCCGUGCUGCCGCUCCUGGACGCCCAGCAGCCCUGCUACCUGCUCUACCGCCUGGACUCCAAGAACGCCCAGGGCUUCGAGUGGCUCUUCCUCGCCUGGUCGCCUGACAACUCCCCGGUGCGGCUGAAGAUGCUGUACGCGGCCACGCGGGCCACGGUGAAGAAGGAGUUCGGGGGCGGCCACGUCAAGGACGAGCUCUUCGGGACGGCGAAGGACGACCUCUCCUUGGCCGGGUACCAGAAGCACCUGUCGUCCUGUGCGGCGCCCGCCCCGCUGACCUCGGCCGAGAGGGAGCUGCAGCAGAUCCGCAUCAAUGAGGUGAAGACAGAGAUCAGCGUGGAGAGCAAGCACCAGACCCUGCAGGGCCUCGCCUUCCCCCUGCAGCCGGAGGCCCAGCGGGCGCUGCAGCAGCUCCGGCAGAAGACGAUCAACUACAUCCAGCUGAAGCUGGACUUGGAGCGGGAGACGAUCGAGCUGGUGCACACGGAGCCCACGGACGUGGCCCAGCUGCCCUCGCGGGUGCCCCGGGAGGCCGCCCGCUACCACUUCUUCCUCUACAGGCACACCCAUGAGGGCGACCCCCUCGAGUCUGUGGUGUUCAUCUACUCGAUGCCGGGGUACAAGUGCAGCAUCCGGGAGCGCAUGCUCUACUCCAGCUGCAAGAGCCGCCUCCUGGACUCCGCGGAGCAGGACUUCCGGCUGGAGAUCGCCAAGAAGAUCGAGAUCGACGACGGGGCCGAGCUGACGGCCGACUUCCUGUACGACGAGGUGCACCCCAAGCAGCACGCCUUCAAGCAGGCCUGCAAGCCCAAGGGCCCGGGCGGCAAGCGCGGCCACAAGCGCCUCAUCCGCGGCCCCGGUGAGAACGGGGACGACAGCUAGAGGCGGGCCGAGCCGCGCUGGCCGGUGACUGUGGGGCGCCCGCCGCCCGCUCUCACCGCCGCCCUC
Molecule: messenger RNA, 1241 nt
Organism: Myotis lucifugus (little brown bat)
Lineage: Eukaryota; Metazoa; Chordata; Mammalia; Chiroptera; Vespertilionidae
Gene: TWF2
Product: twinfilin actin binding protein 2
Biological process (GO): barbed-end actin filament capping; actin filament depolymerization; positive regulation of neuron projection development
Cellular component (GO): cytoplasm; actin filament; myofibril
Molecular function (GO): actin monomer binding; actin filament binding
Source: RefSeq, a predicted model, not a curated record